AUGACAUCGUCUGCUCAUUCUCCACUGACGUUGAGCCGUGUGAGCGACGAAAAUGGAGUGAACCUUAUCCAGCGUGAAGAGAAGAUCCAGGCCUCAGUCCUAUCCAGCUGGUCACCCAGUCAAGGUUUGGAGCGGACAUCUCAUGGUACCAUUGAUUGGGGUAAUCACUCCACCCUCUCCAUCCUGAGCGCCUCUCAGCCAACCAAGUCCAACCAAGAGGUCUUGACCAGACCUGGCCAGGCUCUGGGCUGCUGGUCGGCAGAGUCCACGUGGCUGCUAGUGGAAGAGAAGGCUAGCCCCAGACAUAAGUGUGUCCCAUGCCUUGAGAUAGCUGAGGGUUCUCAGAGUCCCCCUGCUCCGCCUGCAACACCAGUCACUCACCCUGAGAGAAAGACGCCACAGAGCCAACAGGCUGUCAUAGACGUGGCCGCAAGACCCCUAUCUGCUGGCGCACCUCUUUUCAAUUUCAGAGGUAUCCAGUAUGCCCAGGCUAUGCUCUUUGCCAUAGAGGAGAUUAAUAACAGCACAGACCUACUGCCUGCCCUGGCCCAGUUGGUCAAGCACUUUGGUUGGACUUGGGUUGGAGCUAUUAGAACAAAUGAUGAUUACGGCAAUAAUGGUAUGGCCACAUUCACAGAAACCGCCCAGCAGCUGGGCAUUUGUCUGGAAUACUCUGUAUCUUUCUUCAGGACAGAUCCACCAGAAAAAGUACAAAAAAUCAUUGACAUUAUCAAGGCUUCCACUUCUAAGGUGAUUGUCACUUUCCUCUCCCACAUGGAUAUAGACAUACUAAUACAUGAGAUGUCUCUCCACAACUUGACUGGGUACCAGUGGGUAGGCACUGAGGCCUGGAUCUUUGAUUUCCAAACUGCAGCCAUGGAUAGGCAUCACAUUUUGGAUGGUGCCAUAGGCCUGUUCAUCCCAAAAGCACAUGUCAGUGGAAUGAGAGAGUUCAUUUUGGAUGUGAAGUCACUAAAUUCAUCCAGCAAUGAAUUGUUUACAGAGUUUUGGGAGACAUUAUUUAGCUGUAAGUUCAAGCAGUCAAAGUCAUCAGCAGAAAAUCAGAGAGAAUGUACUGGAGAUGAAGAUCUGAUUGGAGUGCAAAACAGCUACACUGAUAUGUCGCUCAUGCCUAUCUUUUACAAUGUCUAUAAAGGAGUGUAUGCUGUGGCCCAUGCACUUCAUAAUAUUCUCAGCUGUAAUAAAACAUGUAACAGGAAGGUGCAGCUAGAUCCAUUUAUGAUUUUACAGCACAUAAAAAAGAUUAAAUUCAAAACAAAGGAAGGAGAUGAGGUUUACUUCAAUGAGUAUGGAGACCCAGCAGCAAAGUAUGAAAUUAUAAACUGGCAGCCAACAGAAAAUGGCAUUGUGGACUUUGUCACAGUUGGUCUUUAUGAUGCAUCUUUACCUGCAGACAAACAGCUGAAUCUGCAAAAUAAGUCUUUAAUUUGGGCACAGAACUCACAACAGGUGCCAGUGUCAGUGUGCAGUGAGAAAUGUCGCCCAGGAACUCGCAAGGUUCUCCAGAAAGGAAAGCCUAUCUGUUGCUAUGAUUGUAUCAGAUGUGCAGAGGGAGAAAUAAGCAACAUUACAGAUUCUAUCACCUGUGUGAGAUGUGACCCUGAGUUCUGGUCAAAUGAGAGAAGAGAUGCCUGUGUAAAUAAGGAGGCAGAGUUUCUAUCAUAUGAAGAGAUUAUGGGAGCACUGCUUACUGCAGCCUCUCUAUUUGGAACAUGUAUGACUGCUGUUGUGGCAUUCAUUUUCUUCAGAUACAGGAAAACCCCUAUUGUCAGAGCCAACAACUCUGAGCUGAGCUUCUUGCUGCUCUUCUCACUGGGGGUUCUCAGGAUCCCCUCUCCGCCUGCAUACCGGCUCCUCAGCCUGAGAGAAAGACACUACCAGAAACAGCUAUUUGCUAUUCUGGCUUCAAGUUUUGGACUGCUCAUUUGUAUUUUUAUUCCAAAAUGUUAUAUUAUCUUAGUGAAACCAGAGAAGAAUACAAAAAGGAAUAUGAUGGGGAAGGGGACACCUAAAUCAUUGUGA
Molecule: messenger RNA, 2043 nt
Organism: Morone saxatilis (striped sea-bass)
Lineage: Eukaryota; Metazoa; Chordata; Actinopteri; Moronidae
Product: extracellular calcium-sensing receptor-like
Biological process (GO): G protein-coupled receptor signaling pathway
Cellular component (GO): membrane
Molecular function (GO): G protein-coupled receptor activity
Source: RefSeq, a predicted model, not a curated record